UCGCUCGCUAGAUCCAUCGCUGUCUGUCGCUCACCGCCCGCCUCUCCUUGCCUCGUUCCCCCAAGCCCUAGCAAUGGCGAUACGUAAGCUCCUCACUCUCUCUCGCCGCCCCUUCCUCCUCUCUAGCCGAUCCGCCUCCACCUCCGCCGCUGCCGCCCUCGCCUCCCCGGACCCCGCCUCCUCCCCGGCCAAGCCCCCGGUGAUGCUCUACGAUCGCCUCUCCGAGGCCGUCCGAUCCAAGAUCAAGCGCCUCGACGACCCUGACCCCCGGUUCCUCCGCUACGCCUCCCCCCACGCUGCCCUCGUUGACCAUACCCCCAUCCUGGCCGCCCCGGAGACCCGCAUCACCACCCUCCCCAACGGCCUCCGCAUCGCCACCGAGUCCACCCUCGCCUCCCGUACAGCCACCGUCGGCGUGUGGAUCGAUGCCGGGAGCCGAUUCGAGACCGAUGAGACUAACGGGACCGCGCACUUCUUGGAGCACAUGAUCUUCAAGGGCACAGAGUCGCGGACGGUGCGGCAGCUGGAGGAGGAGAUCGAGAACAUGGGGGGUCAUCUGAAUGCUUACACAUCGAGGGAGCAGACCACCUACUACGCCAAGGUGUUGGAUAAUGAUGUGCCCAAGGCGCUGGAGAUCCUUGCGGACAUACUUCAGAACUCUUGCUUUGAUGACAAGCGCAUUGAGAGGGAGCGGGAUGUCAUCCUCAGAGAGAUGGAAGAGGUGGAGGGACAUACCGAGGAAGUUAUUUUUGACCAUUUGCAUGCGACUGCUUUCCAGUAUGCACCGCUUGGCAGAACUAUUCUAGGACCUGCUCAGAACAUUAAGACAAUUACUAAAGAGCAUCUUAAAAACUACAUAGCAACUCAUUAUACAGCCCCCAGAAUGGUCAUCUCAGCUGCUGGUGCUGUUAAGCAUGAUGAUGUAGUUGAGCAGGUCAAAAAGCUGUUCACAAAGCUGUCAAAUGAUCCUACUACAGCAUCCCAGUUGGUUGCAAAGGAACCAGCUAUUUUCACUGGUUCUGAGAUUAGGAUGAUAGAUGAUGAUAUUCCACUUGCGCAAUUUGCGGUUGCAUUUAGUGGAGCGUCUUGGACAGAUCCAGAUUCUAUUGCUUUGAUGGUCAUGCGGUCUAUGCUAGGUUCUUGGAACAAGAAUGCAGGUGGUGGAAAGCACAUGGGUUCAGAGCUGGCUCAGAGGAUUGCUAUCAAUGAGAUUGCUGAGAGCAUGAUGGCCUUUAAUACAAAUUACAAAGAUACUGGCCUCUUUGGUGUUUAUGCAGUUGCCAAGCCAGAUUGCUUGGAUGAUUUGGCCUAUGCAAUUAUGUAUGAGAUAAGCAAGCUGUCCUACAGAGUCUCAGAAGCUGAUGUUACUCGUGCACGAAAUCAGCUCAAAUCUUCCCUUCAACUUCACAUUGAUGGUACCAGCCCUGUUGCUGAGGAUAUCGGCCGUCAGAUACUUACAUACGGCCGUAGAGUACCAGUCACUGAACUUUUUGCGAGGAUCGAUGCAGUUGAUGCAAGCACUGUUAAGCGUGUCGCUAAUCGCUUCAUAUUUGAUCAGGACGUCGCAAUUGCAGCCAUGGGGCCCAUACAGAGCCUUCCAGAUUACAACUGGUUCCGGCGCCGCACCUAUCUGCUCCGCUAUUAAUUUUUUUUCUAGAUCUUCUAAAUGUGUUCUUCCUUGUCCCUUAAUCUUUCUUAUGCUGGUAGCGAUCGUGCUGACUACCAAUGAAAGCUCGAGAUGUUUUAAAAGGUUUUGCUUUUUGCUUUUGUUCCACACAUGUUUCUGUUGGAUCCUUUCAGAUUAAAUAAUGAAAUCUAGAUACAUGAAUUAUUUUUUUGCCAAUA
Musa acuminata subsp. malaccensis (wild Malaysian banana) is the source of this 1845-nucleotide messenger RNA. RefSeq names its product probable mitochondrial-processing peptidase subunit beta, mitochondrial. Gene Ontology annotation, cellular component: mitochondrion. The record is from RefSeq and is a predicted model, not a curated record. Gene Ontology annotation, molecular function: metalloendopeptidase activity; metal ion binding. Gene Ontology annotation, biological process: proteolysis. Lineage: Eukaryota; Viridiplantae; Streptophyta; Magnoliopsida; Zingiberales; Musaceae.